This is a messenger RNA of Synchiropus splendidus (mandarinfish), 3184 nucleotides long. It is a transcript of the gene armc3, whose product is annotated as armadillo repeat containing 3. NCBI's taxonomy places the organism in Eukaryota, Metazoa, Chordata, Actinopteri, Syngnathiformes, Callionymidae. The transcript has 17 exons. Gene Ontology annotation, molecular function: protein binding. The coding region runs from base 698 to 3148 and encodes 816 amino acids. The record is from RefSeq and is a predicted model, not a curated record.
UUUUAUUCAAGACAUUCUGAAUCAUACAGAACUUCAGAUUUGUUUUCUUUGCAGUUGCUGUUUUCUACUGUAGUAUCAAGUACAGCUGAGGGAUCCAGCCCAAGAUUAUGUUUGGACUUAAAUGACAAUUUCAGAAUUAAACUGAUCAACAUCCCAUCAACACCAGCGUCAAUAACUGCUGCAGAUGUAUACAAAUACAUGAAUAUAUAUAGUAAACAGUAUAUAAUAAAUAAAAGUUCUAACUUCUGACAAUGAGAGAAGAGUAAACUUGGUGAUACAUAACACAGAAGCAAACAGUAAAUUCCAUAUAGGAGGUUAUUUUUUAUUUAUAUUUGGAUAUUUCUGUCAUUAAUUUGAACCUUAAUCAUAAAUUGAUCCUUUUUAAUGCAUUGUCUCAGCCACAAAGGUUUGUUGGUUUAUCUAGUUGUUUUGAAUUGAAACUGCGCUAUGAAACAUACCUGCCCUGACGGUCACUUUUCACGUCUAUAAAUUAUGAUUUGCGGUCUUAUGUUGAUGUGAUACUUUAAAGUUUAGCAGUUUGACAUAAAAGGCCUUUUUUGAUUAUUAUUAAAGAACAAACAUCAAGGUCCCUCAGUAUAAAAAAGUGCAACAUAUUGUCUCAACUCAGAUAAAGUGAUGAGGUCAAACGAACAUGUAUUUGCUUAAUUUAGUGGUGCAUACGCUGUAAACUUUCACAAUGGGAAGGAAAGGAAAGAAAGAGAAUGAAGCUCCAUCCAAGGAAGCGUUUGAUCCAUUGGCAGUUGAGGUAAAAAUGCCUAUUACAGUUGUGUUGCUCCUGAGUUCACCAGAGGAGGACAUUCUUUCCAAGUCCUGUGAUGCAAUCUACAAAUAUGUUGAGAAAGCGGAUGAGAACAAGAUAACUCUUCUGGGUUUGGGGGUGCUCGAGCCUCUCUGUCAACUCAUCUGUCACAGCAACACACAGGUCAGGCACAGUGCUUUCAUGGCCCUGGGCACGAUGUCCACUAAUGGCGAUGUAAAGGAGGGUCUGAAAAAAUUUAAUGUCAUACCACCAAUUAUUCAUAAACUCAUUCCUGAAGAGGACACAGUUGUUCAUGAGUUUGCGACCCUCUGCUUAUCGUCCCUGUCUGCGGACUUCAUCUGCAUGCAAAAGAUCUUUGAAUACGACGGCCUUCUUCCUCUGAUUGAACUUCUUUCGAGUCCAGACCCUGAUGUGAAGAAGAACUCAUUACAGACCAUUUAUAACAUGGUUCAGGACUAUCCAAGCCGCUUGGCUGUGCAUGAGUUAGGAGGGAUCCGUCCAAUCCUGGAGUUGCUGGAUUCAGACUUUGUUGCCAUCCAGCAUUUGGCUCUGAAGACGCUGCAGAUCCUCACCACAGACAAAGACACACGGGAAACCUUCAGGGAGGAGGAGGGAUUUGAGAAACUCAUGGAUAUCCUCAGUAACCCAGAAUUUGCAGAUCUCCACGUGGAGGCCUUGAGGACCGUCGUCCACUGUCUUUGUGACAGUGAAAGUCUGAGGUUAUUACACAAAGACGGAGGACUGACCAAACUGAUGGAGUUUGUUGUCAAAGCCCCUUCACCGGAAAUCCAGUCCAGUGCUGCUAAAUGCAUCGCAAUGAUAGUUAAAUGCGUUGAGAGUCACUUACAGCUUCACGAGCAAAACGUUGAGAAGAUUAUGGUGGAGCUUUUGUCCGUGGUGAAUGACAGUGUGAAAACGGCUGCCUGCCAGGCUCUCGCCGCCAUGAGCUCCCAGCUGGCGAAAGACACGUUCAGAGAACAAAAGGGUUUUCCUGUCCUGCUUGAGUGUCUGCGAAGUGAGAGCUAUGAGUUAAGAGAGGAAGCUACCCAAGCCAUAUUUAAUCUAACAGCUGAUAACUGGCUUAACGCAGACACUUUGUAUAAGGUGGGGGGCAUUGACAUCCUGGUCCUGAAGCUCCGUGACCCAUGUCCCAGAUUAGUGGCCAAUGUUACAGCCACACUAAGCAACAUGGCGAGGCAAGAAGAGAUCCGCUGCAACAUUGUUGCACACGGUGCCAUCCCGCUGCUGGUUAAUUCCCUCUCGUCACCCAAUACCCAGGUCCAGAUCAACACAACCCAGUGCUUGGCUGUUCUGGUUAGUGAUGUGGAUUCCAGGGCAGAGUUACAAAGGACUGGAGGCCUGUACCCGUUGGUCAUGCUGCUGCAGUCUCACCAUAAUGAGGUGUUAAAAAACACAUGCUGGGCAGUAAAUGUCUGUGCCACAGAUAAACCUGUCGCUGUGGAAAUGUGCAAAUACGGCGCUCUGGAAAUGCUUCAGGAAAUCAACACAUCAGAAAUUCGCCAAAACAGAUUCAGCCAGCUGGCUAUGGAUAACCUGCUGAAGUCAAACCUGUCUGUGAAGUACAGCCUGGAAAGUUACCUCACCCCUCUUGACAUCAUCACUGAUGGCUUUUACGAUGUUGGAAAGACCAAUAUGGGGCAAAGAGUUUUGACCUUGGAGGAGUUAGCCAAACAACCAGUCAACACCCACCAGGCCAUCAUUGUCAUCAAUACCGGAGAACAUGUGUCAGAGGAGAAGCAAAAUGCAGAAUCAGAAAUUCCCAGCAAGGAAGAGACAAAAACGUCAAGACGGAAACGGGAAGAAGAAAAGCGGAAAGACGACGCCCAAAAAGGUUCUGCAGAGAAACCAUGGAAGCUAGUUCAAGAUGUUGCCGUGCGGAAUUUAGUGAAUGAGGCCAGACGCUCCAUCCUUCCUCUGAAGGAUGAGCGGGAACAGUACGCCGCUCUGGCCAGACUGGUGAGUGAUUCCAUGGGUGGACCAGUGGAGAAGGAAAAGCUUCAUGAAUUCUCAUGGCACCAUCACCUGAGCGAGGUCAAGUAUGGACUGCAGUCUAAUAUCGUUCCAAUUGGCAUGGUCAAAAAAGGAAUCUACUGCCACAGAGCUCUGCUUUUUAAGUAUCUCGCCGACAGCAUCGGCUUGAGCUGCACUCUGGUGCGUGGCGAGUACCACCGAGCUUGGAAUGAAGUCCUGCUCUCGGAGAAGGCUCCCCAGAACAAAGACCAGCAGCCCCAGUGCAGACACUGCAUCGUUGAUCUCAUGCACCAACCAGGAAGUUUACUGAAUGUGAACACGCCGGCAGCAGUCAAGUAUCAGAACAGACCCCAGAUGCAGUUCUUGUACAGAUAACCAUCGUAUGGACGACAAGUGGACUUCAGUGUCUUU